AUGUAUGUAUAUAUAUGUUUGUUUGGCCUGAAAUCCGAAUUCGGCCCGAGUGAGUCCGGCACAGGCUAUGCAAAUUUCGUUCUGAAGUGCCGGCAGCUAAUGCGAGUCCGGCGACAGAUCGACGGCGUCGGCCGGAUGAUGCUUCUGCCGGAGAGGGAUGCUGAAAAAAUCCUAAAGAUCCAGACUUUGAAUCCAAGCUUGUCAGAUAAGUGGAAGUACUCUUUUGACAUCAAGGGUUGCUUCCUGUUAGCAGUUCACCCAUUAUACCAGUUUCGAGGUUAUCCCCUUGAUCUCAGACUAUUGCUUUUGCUGGUUGAAUGA
Striga asiatica is the source of this 321-nucleotide messenger RNA. Lineage: Eukaryota; Viridiplantae; Streptophyta; Magnoliopsida; Lamiales; Orobanchaceae. The record is from the annotation of a GenBank genome assembly.